CCUCGGCUCCCGCUUCCUUUAGGCUGACGUGUCGGCACUUCUUCGGGGUUCGGCGAAUAGGGCGGUGAUGGCGGACGCCUGGGAGGAGAUCAGGCGGUUGGCGGCUGACUUCCAGCGGGCGCAGUUCGCCGAGGCCACACAGAGGUUGUCAGAGCGGAACUGCAUUGAGAUUGUGAAUAAAUUGAUUGCUCAAAAACAGCUAGAUGUAGUUCACACACUUGAUGGGAAGGAAUAUAUUACUCCAGCCCAAAUUAGUAAAGAAAUGAGAGAUGAACUACAUGUCCGAGGAGGUCGAGUAAACAUUGUUGAUCUACAACAGGUAAUUAAUGUGGAUCUGAUUCACAUUGAAAGUAGAAUUGGUGACAUUGUAAAAUCAGAAAAGCAUGUUCAGCUAGUGCUGGGACAACUGAUAGAUGACAACUAUUUGGAUCGGUUAGCAGAAGAGGUAAAUGAUAAAUUGCAAGAAAGUGGUCAGGUCACCAUAUCAGAACUGUGUAAGACCUAUGAUCUUCCCGGAAACUUCCUGACACAGGCACUAACUCAGCGACUAGGAAGAAUUAUUAAUGGACACAUUGAUCUUGAUAACAGAGGAGUAAUAUUUACUGAGGCUUUUGUAUCUCGACAUAGAGCACGCAUCCGUGGACUGUUUAGUGCUAUUACCCGGCCUACAGCAGUGAAUUCCCUCAUUUCAAAAUAUGGAUUUCAAGAGCAGCUGCUUUACUCUGUGCUUGAGGAACUUGUUAAUAGUGGACGUUUACGAGGCACUGUGGUUGGUGGGAGACAGGAUAAGGCGGUGUUCGUUCCUGACAUUUACUCCAGAACACAGAGCACCUGGGUGGAUUCCUUUUUCAGGCAGAAUGGCUAUCUAGAAUUUGAUGCUUUGUCCAGACUUGGAAUCCCAGAUGCUAUGAGCUACAUAAAGAAAAGAUACAAGACUACACAACUCUUGUUUUUGAAAGCAGCUUGUGUUGGUCAAGGACUUGUGGAUCAGGUGGAAGCGUCAGUAGAGGAAGCCAUCAGCUCUGGAACAUGGGUUGAUAUUGCCCCUCUGUUGCCUAGUUCUUUAUCAGUUGAAGAUGCUGCAAUGUUGCUUCAACAGGUGAUGAGGGCAUUCAGCAAGCAGGCUUCAGCUGUAGUCUUUAGCGACACUGUUGUAGUCAGUGAAAAAUUCAUAAAUAACUGCACAGAACUGUUCAGUGAACUGAUGCACCAAAAAGCUGAAAAGGAAAUGAAAAAUAAUCCUGUUCAUUUAAUCACUGAAGAAGAUCUGAAACAAGUCUCUAUUUUAGAAAACGUGAAUGCUAGUAAAAAAGAUAAAAAAGAUGAACGAAGGAGAAAAGCAACAGAAGACGUAAAGGAAUGGGUUUGGUCAAGAAAAAGCCAGCAAAGCUAUAGAAAAGAGGUGUCUUUGGAGAAGGAAGAAGAGACUGAGGAAGAGACUGUAUUUAGAGCAGAGGGCAGUGGAAGUGUGAGAGGAGGAGGUGGUGGCAACGCCAGAGAGUACAAAAUUAAAAAAAUCAAGAAGAAAGGAAGAAAAGAAGAAGACAGUGAUGAUGAGUCCUCUCACACUGGAAAGAAGAAGCCAGAGAUCACUUUUAUGUUUCAGGAUGAGAUUGAAGAUUUUUUAAGAAAACACGUACAAGAUGCCCCUGAGGAGUUUAUUUCUGAACUUGCUGAGUACUUAAUAAAGCCUCUUAAUAAAACUUACCUCGAGGUGGUACGUUCAGUGUUCAUGUCUUCAACUUCUUCUGCCUCUGGAACUGGUCGGAAGCGCACCAUCAAGGACUUGCAAGAAGAGGUUUCAAACCUAUAUAAUAAUAUUCGGCUCUUUGAAAAAGGGGUGAAGUUCUUUACAGAUGAUACGCAAGCUACUCUUACGAAGCAUUUGCUGAAGACAGUGUGUACUGAUAUCACUAACCUCAUUUUCAACUUCUUAGCUUCGGACUUAAUGAUGGCGGUAGAUGAUCCUGCAACCAUUACAAAUGAAGUAAGAAAAAAAAUUUUAAGUAAAUUAUCAGAAGAAACCAAAGUAGCUCUCACAAAACUGCAUAGCUCUCUGAAUGAAAAGAGCAUAGAAGACUUUCUUUCCUGUCUGGAUUCUGCAGCAGAGGCUUGUGACAUUAUGGUGAAAAGGGGAGACAAAAAAAGGGAAAGGCAGAUACUGUUCCAACAUCGACAAGCACUGGCUGAACAGCUCAAAGUCACAGAAGACCCUGCUCUUAUUCUGCACCUCACGUCAGUCCUUCUAUUUCAGUUCUCAACUCACAGCAUGCUCCAUGCACCUGGAAGAUGUGUUCCACAGAUCAUCGCUUUUCUCAACAGUAGGAUUCCGGAGGAGCAGCAUACUCUUUUGGUAAAGUAUCAAGGUUUAGUCGUAAAACAUUUAGUCAGUCAAAAUAAGAAGACUGGCCAGGGAGAUGAUCCCCUGAGUGAUGAAUUAGACAAAGAGCAAGAAGAUAUCGCCAAUACUACUCGUAAAGAGCUUCAAGAACUUUCUUCAUCUAUUAAAGACCUUGUUCUCAAAUCCAGGAAAUCAUCUAUGACAGAAGAGUAAUGAUCUUAAUUUACUUUUGUCAUAUAGUAAACGUUUUUCCCCAAAGUUUAAUAAGGUGAGUGGUUACUGAAAAGUAUUCACUUCACAAUCCUCAGUUCCUCCCGGUAAUGCCCCCCUACACACACCCCUCUCAAUUCAGUCUAAACAGUAGUGUUGUAUUCAAUGUAAAUCUUAUAAAAAUGUGAAUUUUUGUAAAUUGGGUUCAACCAUGGAAGAUUUCUUUUUCACAUUAUAAUUCUAAAAAUUACCAUUUCAGUUUUAUUUUCUUUUCAGAGACUGAAUGAAGAAUAAAUGUUCUGCUAUCUUUCAUCUAGAAAAGGACUCAUUCAUUGUGUUGUUAGAUUUCAAGUGACAUUAUUAUAUUGAUACAUAUAUUAGGUGAAAACUCAAAAUGUGGCCAUGGUUUUUUAAAAAGGAAAAAAAACCUUUGUGGCAACAAUAAAAAUCGUGUAUUUUAAAAUUAAUAGAUAAUGCUUCAAGCCUAAAAUACAGAAAUUUGCAAAAAAUUUUUUAUUACUGAGCCCCUGCUUUUUAUUUCCGGCUGAUAGAGGGCCUUCCAGUGCCCCCACAGGAGUGAACUUUUAUGUGGUUGACGGUUUCAGGGAUGACAUUACAGGUGCAGAAAAAACACCAGUGGGGCCCAUAUGUUGCUGCGGUCUGUUCUCUUCUAAAACAACGCUAACAAGAGUGAGAGAAAAAAUAAAAAUUACUUCUUAAUAGAUGUAAAUCACGUUAGAAAAACUAAAAAUAUAAUACAAGUAUUUCUUUAACACAAUUUGCAUUUCUAAGUGUUAUUUUUUUAUAUCAGCAGUCACUCUGGCACCUAAUACUUUGUUGUAGGAGGAUCUAUAAGUGCAUUGAAGUUACUGAAACUUUUUUUUCCAAAAAUGGAAAUCCAUAUAAGAAAAUAGGUAUUCUUAUUUUCUAAAGACUAUGAAUAGUAAAAGUAAUUAAAAUAGCUCCUUGGAGUAAUAAUUUCUAGCAAAUGAGUCUUAAGCAACAAUUUAUUAUUAUCAAAAAGAAACUUAUUUUGAAUAUAAUAGUAAGUUAAAUCUCAAAUAUUAAAAGAGUACUAUUUUAUAUAAUUCCUUAUAUGGCAUUUAAAACUUUGUGUUUCAAGAUGUUUGAAUACAAAUAUCCAUCUACCUCUACUCCAAUUCAGAAAAAGUUUUAAUACUGAGGGAAAGAAAUUGAUAAAAUUGCUAACUAAGCAUUAUUAUUAAAGCUGAAGGAAUGUAACCUAAAUUUAAAAAUGUUUUUCCACUGAUAAUUUUCUAUUAAUGUAUUUUCAUAGGGGCAAAGGAAGAAAAAGGACAAAUCCUCUGUGACCAAAAAUUCUAAUUAGUUUUGUUUAUUCAGCUUUCAAACUAUUAAACACCAAACUUAAGGUCUUAUUCAGUCUUUAAGAACUUAGCAUUCAUGUUUCCGCAGAUACCAAAGUAAUCCACAUUUGUGUCAAACUAGGUCAUAGACAGUGAAGCAAAUAAAAUCAUUCGGACCUUAAUUUGUAAGAAUAAAAAUGGGAGAGACAACCAAGCAAAAAGAAAAUGAUUCUGUCUUGAUCACGUUAAGUUUUUCUCCUUUAUCAAAAUGGUAUUUUUCACAGUAAAUAAGAACAGUUUUUAUUGUUUUUGAGAAUAAAAUGGUUUAGCUGAUUUUGUAUGUAAAAAUCUAAUUUCACUGAUAAAAUAAAAAUUCUUAAAUGGUUAUCUACUAUGAUCUUGAUGGGCAGAUCUAAGAAUGUUCCUAAAAAUAAAGUUGCCUAUUUCUGUUAAAUUUU
Molecule: messenger RNA, 4334 nt
Organism: Suricata suricatta (meerkat)
Lineage: Eukaryota; Metazoa; Chordata; Mammalia; Carnivora; Herpestidae
Gene: UFL1
Product: UFM1 specific ligase 1
Exons: 20
Coding region: 68-2554 (828 amino acids)
Biological process (GO): protein K69-linked ufmylation; regulation of proteasomal ubiquitin-dependent protein catabolic process; response to endoplasmic reticulum stress
Cellular component (GO): endoplasmic reticulum membrane
Molecular function (GO): UFM1 ligase activity
Source: RefSeq, a predicted model, not a curated record